AUGGAUUCUCUUGUGAACAGAUGAAAAUCUACAGUAGAUGCACAGAAACAGCGGCAAAGAUCACAUUCUACCCAAUCAAAAACUCACACGCAAUCACCUGCAAGAGAUUCCUUAAAAAGUUUAGAGAAUUCUCAUGACGAUUCUUUUAAUCAUUCUAACUUUCCCAAUCUCCAUAAGCGAGCAAAACCAUUAGAAAAACCUUUAUUUUUUGACCAAAAGUCGUCUUCCUUGAGCAAAAAAAAAUUUAAUAUAAUUUUUUUUUCAUAAAAUAUUUUGAUAUAUAAGUGAUAUUCAUUAUAAUGAAACCUCUAGCUAAUUUUGUUUAUUUUAAAAAAUUGCAUUUUAAAACAUAAAUUAAAUUAAUUUUUACUUUCCAAUUUUUGUGAAUUGGGAUUUUUUUAUUUUCGAAAAAAAAAUUACGGUAAAAUUUCUCUAUUGUUUAAAAAAUAAUUAAAUCUGAGGGGUAAGCAAAAUCAUUAUCAAGAUUACAUAAAAGCUCAAGCUCAAAAUAUUAUUGAUAUUCUUUCAAUAAAAGGCCAAGAUCCUCCUUCAAGUAAUUUUUAUUGCAGUUUCGUCUUUCAAUAAAGUUUGCAAUGUAAUUGGAGAUAUUAUCAAAAAUGAACGAUCAAAAUACAAUGAAGAAAAUAACCCUGAGGCUGCUAGAUUGCGUGAAAUGAGAGAAAGCCAACGAUGAAAAUCAGAGUCUAUUAAUAAAACCGUUUCUGAUUUAGAAGCACGCCUUUUUGAAUCAGAGAGAGAAAAAAUAUUGCUUAAAAAAGAAAAAGAGGAAUUAAAAACUAAAAUUGGCGAGAUAAAUAAACAGCUAAGCUCAGCCUUAGUAACUCAGGAAAUCGUUGGGGUUUUAAAAGAAUCGUUUAGGACUGUAGAAAAAUCAAAUAAAGCACUGAUUUCGAGUAUUGAUGCUAUUAAAUCUGCGCAUAGAGAAAAAGAAAGAACAUGGGAGCUGGAGAUUGAACAGCUUAACAAAAUUUUGGAACAUCUUUAUAAGGACGAAUAA
Messenger RNA from Blepharisma stoltei, 1018 nucleotides. The record is from the annotation of a GenBank genome assembly. NCBI's taxonomy places the organism in Eukaryota, Ciliophora, Heterotrichea, Heterotrichida, Blepharismidae.